Homarus americanus (American lobster) is the source of this 6448-nucleotide messenger RNA. Its product is annotated as CBP80/20-dependent translation initiation factor-like. NCBI's taxonomy places the organism in Eukaryota, Metazoa, Arthropoda, Malacostraca, Decapoda, Nephropidae. Gene Ontology annotation, molecular function: translation activator activity; RNA binding; protein binding. The transcript has 14 exons. Gene Ontology annotation, biological process: regulation of translational initiation. Gene Ontology annotation, cellular component: cytosol. The record is from RefSeq and is a predicted model, not a curated record. The coding region runs from base 728 to 2416 and encodes 562 amino acids.
UCGACUGUGGCAGAGUGUCUUGGUGAGGGCAGAGUAGCGGCCGCGUUGUAGUGUUGUGGUGUUAUGUGGCCACUAGUGCCGGGCUGCUGCUGAUCUAGAGCCCCUACCGUCGCCUUCUUCAUGUGCUGACCCUUCCUGGUGCAGAGCGACGCCCGGUCCUCCUCCUCCGAGUGUCAUCGACAAACUAACGACUUCCGAGACGCAGCGCAACGAACCCUCGACUUCUCUCUCUCUCUCCAGCAGCGACCGUCAACCCUCUUGGUUCGGGGCGAGUUUUAACGGGGAAUCCUUAAGCGAUUUCCUUUACCGUGAUAGUGCUGUGAUGCGGUGCCAGGGGCUCUAGUGUGUAUCUGGCGAGCUUAGAAAAAUAAAAGAAGAAAAAAAUAAGAGAGAAGUGCUCAGUGCUUAAGAUAACAGGACUGUUUUUUUUUACUACACUCAAGUGGUAACCAAGAGACUCUGAUGUUGAAGGUGUGAGGUCGUGGAAAGAAAAGAAGAAAAAAAAAAGCGAAUCAACACUUUACAUUCACGUGUGGUAUAGUUUCUGUGAUAAGACAUAACUUGAAAGUAGCGUUGGUCUCAAGAAUUAAAACAAGAGUGUGUGUUUGUGUGUGUGUCGGAUAUACAGAGACUCGUCACGUUAUACAGAAGUGAUCUAGUGAAGGUCUAAUUUAACUGUGAACAAGAGCACCUCGACGCGACAGAGGACUAGAUAAGAGUGGAGAUAAUGGAGGGCAAGAGAGAAAGGAACACUCGUAAGGAGAAAAACUUCGCACAGGAGGAGAGCGGCUGGAUGGUCGGUCAGGAUCCUCAACAAGGCAGCUACUGGCGGAGUCCUUCCCUCACCCGACGGAGGAACUACUCGGGCGGCGAGGCAAGGGGGCAGCAGGACCCGACGGCCAUGAAGAAGGAGAGGAGCUUCGUCAGGCACUCACACCACCAGCAGCAGCAGUACCACCACAACAACAACAAGAACAACAACAAUAACAAUAACAACAAUAAUGGUGACAGACGAUGUUUGCAGAGAGAGCGCAGUUUUGUUCGUCCCCAGUCAGCCUUCGCUAUAAGUCAGAGUGACGCCAACCAACGCCUCCUGCCUAAUGGACUUCCCCGUCAGCACUCCUUCAUGAGACACAACGUGAACCCUCAGGCCCGUGAGCAGUCGCGGCGCCGCAGUGCCAUGCCAGCCACCAACCGUAGCAAACCUGCCAUGGAGCUCUACCGCCCGCCAAUCCAUUCGCCAGCGCUCCGGGGACCCGGCAUCUUCGAUAACGCGAACGGCGACGCUGUAAUGAACGGCAAGAUGGCCCACAACGGCGGCUACCACGACAAGUCCGGACUCAACGUUAACGCUCGAGAGUUUGUUUCUGUAAGCACUAGACCUCCCCUCCAGCACUCCAAAUCCUCCAGUAGUGUUCCCCUCCAGGGUCGUCCCGGUGGUCUGCAACACUCCAAGUCUGGCAGUAACUUACGACAGACCACCAACGGCGACGUACGACCCCCGAGCGGCUCCCCACCCAGGGUACACUUCAGCGACGAUAAAGAAAACGACCCAGAACUUAAGUGUGUGCCGGUGUCCCGCCCUCCCUCCCUGGCAGUGGGGAUCCUAAGUCAGUCAGGUAUCAAGAGGUCGAAGUCACUGGGCUCAGCAGACCUCCGCGCCUCACAGCUCCUGGAGGCCUCCACACCCACCACCGCCAUGCCGGACUUGGGCCCCUUCUCACCCGAUGUCCAAAAUUCUAUAACGAAAGCUAUGACUGACCCCAACAGCGUGAGUGCGAGGCAGCUGAUGGAGGUGGUGCGUCACGUGUUCACGCGGGUGGUGGAGGCUUCCCGCCACGCUGAGCCCGCAGCCAGGCUCUGUAUCGCUAUUAUUGAGAAGGAGAAGAAUGAAACAUUCCUGGAGACGCUGCUCAACACGUGCCAGGAGUACUUCCAGGAACGUGAUCGCCUCCUCCGAAACAACCCACCCGCACCCUACCCGGGCUUCGUCCCCGCCCACCCGCGCUGGAUCGCCUACAUGACCUUCCUCAAUGAGAUGUAUACACAGCUCAAGCGGCGACAUGUACAGCUCAUGACGAAGCGAAUGAGGAACAGUGAGACAGCGCCGGGACUACUACUGCUCACCCUGCUAGCUCAGUGCUGUCAAGUGUGUCUCAAGGAAAACGCCGUCAACAGUCUGGCUGAGACUGAGUGCCUAUUCUUCGUGCUGACUGGAGUAGGGAAGGAUAUCGAGGUUGAGCUGCCUCACCAAAUGGCGCGGGUGAUGAGUGCCGCCCGUGAUGCCUUCCUCACUACUGUCCGGGUCCCCGCAGUUCGCAAGACCCUACUCCAGCUGAUAGAAAUGCACGCUGCUAGAUGGCAACUGCCGGCACCUGCAGUCAUGUACUACUACCCAGGCUCAGGCAGCAAAUAGCCGUAUUUGACUUGUAGGUUCCAGAUAUAAUACAUAUAAAGUACUGUACACACCAGCCUGGUGCCAAAUUGCUGGCUGUAUAAUUCGUGUUCAUAUUGCCAUGUCAGUUUUAGAAGUGAACCUUUUUAAGUCAAUCGUAUCAUAAUACCUGGCAAUAAGGCGACACAUAUAUCCCAGUGGCUUUGGCAGCUCCUGGUAUAUAUAUAUAUAUACAUAUAUGAGGUGUAAUGUAUGUUUCCUUUUGUAAUGCCAGAACACGGCCUUCUCUCCCUAGUCAUGCUCCUUUGUUUUUGUUGAGAAAUUAAGCAGUCUUGAUACAUUUCUAAUCUGUAAGUGUAUGUGGAACAGAGAAACGCUACUAAUAAUUUGUCCGACACAGUUUAAUGUGGAAGUUCUUACUUUCCAUGUUAAAUGUUAAAUUAUCAAAAUGUAAAACCAAAAAUUGAUGGGCAAAUGCAAUUCUUAAAACACAUAAUCGCCUCAGUUUUUGGCAGUGUUGUGCUUUCACAGUUGUGAAUGAUGGUAGGAAAUGUCUUUGUCAGACCGGCUGCAGCUGACAGCAUGAUAAUGAAGUCUUAUCCUUUCUACAUUAGUAUGCCUUCAUAACUAUUGGGUCCCAAGACUUCAUAAACUAUUAAUCAUAACAGGAAUAAUGUACAUUUUGUGCCAUGUUACGCUAGUUACACUGUUGGGGAGGUCUUCUGGCUAUUUUCUUGUUUCACAAUUUAUGAAUAUUCCUGGGAAGGACCCCCGAAGAUAAAGAAGCUUCAUUCUUUGGAGGGAUUCUUUAAAAAAGGAAGCCUCAUCCAUGCUAACAUGUACAGUAAAAGAGGUCUGCUGAAGGGAUGCCUGCUCUUCAUAACUAAUCCCCGAGUUCCUGUUUGCACCAGUAGGAGGGAUGUCUCAGCCUGGCUCCUCCAAUUCAUUAUCGAUCGACCGACGUAAACGAUUCUCGAUAUCUCGAGUGAUUACCCCGACAUGCCCUCACUUGGGUAAUCAUCCUCAGAUAGCAUCCUGGCCAGCCGGGGACGGGGCAGCUCCAGCGGGUACUUGUGUACAACUUUUAUCAUCGGAUCCAAGCUGUUCCCUUGGCAUGUUGUACCGGUGAUUAGUGCCUAGAAGCUUAGAUUAUACUUUCGUCACUGGACCCACAAUUGUGGCUGUUUACCCUCGAGUUUUAUUUAUGGUACUCGGGUUUACAAGAACGAGGGUUUUUAUCAGUGACUUGGCUUGAUAUUUGAAUUAAGCCAUAAGUGUGAUGCACCUUGUAUCGGAGGUGUGUGUGUGUGUGUUGGCAGCAUUCUGGGUGUAAAUGUAUUUUACAGGUGUGACCUUGAACUUGUCACUUCCACUGUUCCUCAGUACUUCACAACACAUCACAAGCCCUUCACCGGCUGUGCCUAAGAGCUGUUUCCCUUCCACCCAGCUAAGUCUGAGACAAGCUGAUAGUCUUCCAGAAAGGUCCAACUUUUAUCGCUCUUUCCCGUUGAUUCUCUCCAAAGAUCUUCUCUAGUCCACGGCCUUUAAAAUUGUUUAAUUUUCAACAGAAAAAAAGAAGUUCCUUGGUGUUCUUGGACCAGGAAGGACUUACCCUCCACAGCAAAAUCAAUAUCAGGUCUCUUCUUUAACUAAUUCUUGUAUAGAUUAUCAGUAAAAUAAUGGAGAUGGAUAGUGUCUAAGUUUCCUAUUUGCCAGUGACGUCACAUGCAGUUAGAGACCUGAUUUUGUCCCUGCCUACAAUUCGCCACGACCUUGCUCAGCUGUGUACAGUUCCCUUGGGGAUAUAUCCAGCCUUAUUUUUAUAAUUGAUUUCACUUGCAGUGAAUGAAAGAUUUUUCUAGGAUAUUUUUGUGCUCCAUGAAGUUUGAAAUAAAAGCUAGACAUGAAUUGGAAAAUGAAGUGCCUUAUAGAAACGUGACAACAUCGAACCUUUUGAGGAGUUUUUCACUUAUGUAAUUCUAAAACUGCAAUUAAAAUCACAUGUUUGGUGUAGUAGCAUAUUUGGCCCAUAAUCAGGGUCACAAUGAAACUUCUUCAAAGAUUUUUUUUUAAAGUCCUGGUCACUUCAUCGUAAAGGCUUAAAAAAAAUACUGAAGAAGUACUAAAUUAACGAAACAAAAUAUGGGAGUGGAAUCCAGGAUUAUGCAAUAUUCAUAUGUGCGAGUCAUGUUGUUGGCUGUGUACGUAUAACAAAUUCCAAUGUCUAACUAAAAAUAACAUUAAUACCCUGUAUAGCCAAUUGGUUCGACUGUUUCUCACGUUUCAAUUUAGGUCUUGCAGACAUGUAAUACACACAUAAUUCUCUUAAAUUUUAGUUGUAAUCCAAACAUUCAGUCUCAGUCACUUUGGUUAAAAUGUCUUGACACGAAUAAGAUCUGUAUUUUCCUAACCAGUUUAUGGAAUCAUGUGACUGUGCUGUCUGUUGCUUCAGUUUGGAAAUACAGGUAUUAUAGUUGUAGUUAUUAUCCAUGUAAUGAUGCUGCUCCUGAUGGGAUAUCUUAAUUUAUUGUAAUAUGUUCAGCAAAAUCCAGAAUGUUUCUCAGAUAACAACUUUACAGUCCAGGAAAAAGAUAAAAAACAAAACACUGCUUCUUUAUUUUUAGAUGUACAGUAUAUUAUAUUAGUAGCCACAGUCUAACAGUAUAUGUAUACUCAAUACUACAUUACCAAACAAUAUUAUGAUCAGUGGUUGUUGCAAGGUAAACUGGUAUACUUUUGUAACAUGGAUGCUUUAAAAUAAUCUAGUCUGUUACUACUACACAUCUAUGCUUCUCCCUACGCAAAAUUGUCAGGGAUAAACAUUAACUCUUAAACUAUUUUUUCCAUCAGGCACGUUAAGAUGAUUGGGAUGAUAAUCAAUAACAGUGGCAAGUGAUGACAAAAUUGCCUGUCUAAACACCACAGCUAUUAGGGAAAUUUUUAUAUUUGUCCUGAGCAGCCAUUAAUGUUUAUCUCUUACUGUCAACGUGUAAAUAUUUAUUUUCACAUUUGUAAAGGAGAUUGUUAAACUUGUUAAUAUUCAGGGAAUAACAUCAUCUGAGUGUAUCUGUGUUAAUAUAUUAUAAACCUGACGAGCUUCCUGGGGAAGAGGUCAUGUAUCAAGAUUGAGGUACACGAUGCAUCCUGAUAUAUUCUUAACAAAAAUAUUCCUUACUUAUUUCCUAAACCACAAAUCUCCCAAUAAGUAAUAAAGUAAUUCUAUCGGGCAGACUCAUUAAUUACUACUCUUGCAUAUUCUUAAAAAUAUCGGUGCCCAGAUACUGUAUUUAAGAUCACAUGAAUGUAUAAUAAUAUGGCAGGAUGCAUUAGUGACCCAGAGUGAUUGGUGCAAGAGUUGGAGUUGCUACGUGGUUUAUCUUGGAGAAUGUGUUAAAAGCAAAGUCACCAGAUAUAUACAGUGGUGGUGGUAGAUGCUUCAGAUCUUCAGGACCACACAUGGGAAAAAAUAAUGUGAUAUUUUUGUUGUGGCCACACUGUCAGUCUUGGCAAUCUGCUCACAAUGAACGGCGUGGCACCUUCAACACUUAAAAGCGAAAUAUUAUUAUUAAUAUUAGUCUCUGAGAGGAUAACCUAUACGUACUCUCAACAUCACAUAUAUGCGGCUCCUCUUAUGUUUUCUAUAUGAUUUGCAGACUUGGUAGUCGAGGACAGUAAGACAUCAUUUACUGUAUGAUCUUUGUGGUUAGGGACAAGGAGUUUCUGGAUUUCAGCUUGAUUAAGAACCGUUGUUUUUAACUCGUUGGACUUUUCUUAUGAUGCAAGAGACAUACAGUACUGUGCCCAGCUAAAAAGUUCUUACAUGAAAAAGAUGCAUUAGACAUCCCGGCUCAGUAUACUCGUUAUAUCCUUUCAUUAGGCUGUGGAUAUAGUGUAUACAGAUUCAAUGUUUGCUUGCACUGAUAUUUUUAUUAUAUUCACAACAGUGAUCGCGUACCAGAAGAUUUCAUAACUGUUUCCUUAAUUUUUGUACAGAAGUGUGCUAAUGAUAAAAGCAAAUUUCAUGUCGACUUUAUAAAAUAAAAGUUAACUGAA